CCCCAGGCCAACGCCACCAUGACAAACUAUCUAAUGGGCAAUCCAUCUAACGUCUAUCAACCUACCGAUGGCACACAGCCGCCUCAACUUCCACAGCCCUCCUCUGCUAGCAUGGACCAAGAGACGAAGAGGAAACUCAUCCAACAGCAACUAGUACUCCUCCUUCAUGCUCAUCGCUGUCAGCAGAGGGAGAGAGAGCAGCAGGCUCACAGUGGGUUCAGACCCUGUGCUCUGCCACACUGUAGGACAAUGAAGAAUGUUCUUAAUCACAUGACAGAGUGUCAAGCAGGGAGAGACUGCCAAUUUCCUCAUUGUGCUUCUUCAAGACAGAUCAUUUAUCACUGGAAGAACUGCAACCAGCAAGAGUGUCCUGUAUGCCUUCCUCUUAAGAAAAAGACUACUACACUUGAUCAGCUUAAAGAAAAAUUUCAAAUUAACCCAAUACCUCCUAACCAGUGUGUAUAA
Amphimedon queenslandica is the source of this 465-nucleotide messenger RNA. Its product is annotated as histone acetyltransferase p300-like. Gene Ontology annotation, cellular component: transcription regulator complex; histone acetyltransferase complex. The coding region runs from base 19 to 465 and encodes 148 amino acids. The record is from RefSeq and is a predicted model, not a curated record. Gene Ontology annotation, molecular function: histone acetyltransferase activity; chromatin DNA binding; transcription coactivator activity. The transcript has 3 exons. NCBI's taxonomy places the organism in Eukaryota, Metazoa, Porifera, Demospongiae, Haplosclerida, Niphatidae. Gene Ontology annotation, biological process: positive regulation of transcription by RNA polymerase II.